Molecule: messenger RNA, 2123 nt
Organism: Rhinolophus ferrumequinum (greater horseshoe bat)
Lineage: Eukaryota; Metazoa; Chordata; Mammalia; Chiroptera; Rhinolophidae
Gene: BPGM
Product: bisphosphoglycerate mutase
Exons: 4
Coding region: 548-1327 (259 amino acids)
Biological process (GO): glycolytic process
Molecular function (GO): intramolecular phosphotransferase activity
Source: RefSeq, a predicted model, not a curated record
CGGGCUAGAAAAGAGGGUUGAUGCCGGCGGCAGUGAUGAGUGUUAGGCGGCGCUGCCGGCUCUGCGGCUGCGAAGAGCGGCUUCUGCUGGUGGCCUUUUUGCAGGUCACUUUCUGCUGUCCCUUUCUCUGGGACUCACAGAUCUGUCAGCUGGCCGGAGGACUCGCCUAGGUCGUGGUGUCUUGACGGCAAGAACAAAGAGGAGUCGGAGGGAGUGAUGAACUCAUCUCUCCUGGACGUUGGAGUCACGGUGUGGCCGAGCCCUUUCCAUUGGAGACCUUCUGGGAGGAAGUUCGGUGUGUUUCCAGGGCCAUGCCACUAUACUUAGGGCGAUGGUAGACCUGGCGCUAAAAGACUAAGUAGACAGAGAAAACUUGACUGCCAUGCCAGGAGAAGGAGGUGAAGAUUUGCAUUGGUUUCAUGUAGCGCCCAAAUCUGGAGCUAUAAUAAAUCACAGGUUCUUGGAACCCCUGGAGGGAAAAAAAAAAUGUUUUUCUGCCAUUGAACCUUGGCCCAUUUGAAGGCACGAGGGACGCUCAGCCAUCAGUAUGUCCAAAUACAAACUGAUUAUGUUAAGGCAUGGAGAGGGUGCUUGGAAUAAAGAGAACCGUUUUUGUAGCUGGGUGGAUCAGAAACUUAACAGUGACGGAAUGGAGGAAGCCCGGAACUGUGGGAAGCAACUCAAAGCGCUCAACUUUGAGUUUGACCUUGUGUUCACCUCCAUCCUUAAUCGGUCCAUCCACACAGCCUGGCUGAUCCUGGAAGAGCUGGGGCAGGAGUGGGUGCCCGUGGAAAGCUCCUGGCGCCUGAAUGAGCGUCACUAUGGCGCCUUGAUCAGUCUCAAUAGGGAGCAAAUGGCUUUGAACCACGGCGAAGAGCAAGUGAGGCUCUGGAGAAGAAGCUACAACGUGACCCCGCCGCCCAUCGAGGAGUCUCAUCCUUACUACCACGAAAUCUACAACGACCGGAGGUAUAAAGUGUGCGAUGUGCCUGUGGACCAGCUGCCGCGGUGUGAAAGCUUGAAGGAUGUUCUGGAGAGACUCCUUCCAUUUUGGAAUGAAAGGAUUGCUCCUGAAGUGUUACGUGGCAAAACCAUUCUGAUAUCUGCUCAUGGAAAUAGCAGUAGGGCCCUCCUGAAACAUCUGGAAGGCAUCUCCGAUGAAGACAUCAUCAACAUCACGCUUCCGACUGGCGUCCCCAUUCUCCUGGAACUGGACGAGAACCUGCGUGCUGUUGGGCCGCACCAGUUCCUGGGUGACCAAGAGGCUAUCCAGGCCGCCAUUAAGAAAGUAGAGGAUCAAGGAAAAGUGAAGAAAGCUGAAAAAUAAAGUCUUUCCCAAGUCUUGGCUAAGAAUAGUUGCGAAAAGAAGUGGCAUGCAGUGUGUUAUAGGUGCUGAUCUCAUUGUCUCUCUCCCUCCCUCCCCCUUCCUUCCCUCUCUCCUCCAUUCCUAUCCUGUUUUUUCCAGAUUUUUCUACAGCUAGGCUGUGGGGUCAAAGUUUGUAUAGAUAACUAGGUAACUUAUGUUUUACCGGAUAAAGACUUUAGGAUGCCUGAGUGCUUGAACGUUCUGGAUUCGCUCUCCUGCUAACCCUGUUUGAAUUAGUCACUAAUUCAAUUAGUCACAACUAGAACCAGUGGGGCUUCCUCAAUGUCCUAAGUUUCUGAGAUGGGAGAGUGAUAAGUGGAGGAAAAGUGUCAGGUAUUCAUCAUUCAGUAGAUCAUGAUUGUGUCACCGCUGACAGGUACUACUUACUCCAAUAAGUGGUUCACUUCUGUAUUUACUAAGACUUUCUGGGAUGAUAGAAAAGGAUAUUAGAUAAUACACUAGACUUAAGUAUUUAUUACUAGUCUUUUCCUCUAGGGAAAGGGAUGCUUUUAUAGGUACGACGAGAGGCCCAUUAAAUGGGAAAGCCACAGAUAGGUUUGCCAACAACAAAACAGGCCUUCGCUUUGUCUGUAGUGCAGAGACAUCCUUUGUCUGACAUUUGAUGGAAUUUCUCUUCGGCAGCUAGAAUUAGCAGCACAUAGACAACUGUAACCCUUUGUGUUUUUGUUUUGUUUCUGGUUUUUGAAUCUUAAUCCUUGGGUACUUAAAAUUGGUUUAAGAAUAAAGUUCUGUGACC